GAAUGCUUGCCUGCCUUCCUUCCUUCCAGCAGGGCAGGCAGAGGAGGAGGAGGCACUGGUGGGGAUAGUUAAGCUUCUUACAUGCAUGCACUCACUCAUUCUCACACACACAGAUGCACUAAGGCACUGAGAUCAGAAGCUCCCAAGUCCCCAGCUAGGCUUUGGCAGCUCCUGGGUGGGUUUUUUGCCUCCCUCCAAAGGCAAGGGAAAGGACCAAGCUGGGACUUUGGAGGACACAAGGCACCUGGAGUCCAGAUCUCUGGGGCUUGAGAAGAAGAGACCGUGCUCCUGCUAUGAUCCGAAUCAUUUGGCAAGACAUUGGUUGCUAGAUUCCAGAGGAAGCAUUUUUCUCUCUCUCUUACUCACUUUGGUGCAUUUGGGAACUACUGGUGGACAACACAAAUUGAGAAUGAGAACAGCAGAGGAUUCCUCUGGGACUGUCCUUCACCGCUUGAUCCAGGAGCAAUUGAGGUAUGGCAACCUCACAGAAAAUCGUACACUCCUGGCAAUCCAGCAGCAGGCCCUGCGUGGAGGUGGUGGAGGUGGAGGAAGCGGUGGUAGCCCACGGUCCUCCCUGGAGAGUCUCACCCAGGAAGAGAGCCAGAUGGUUCAGCAGUCCACACGACAGGAGCCGCAGGGCCAGGAGCACCAUAGCGAUCACCUCUACCUGGAGAAUAAUAUGUACCAUCUCUACCAGCCUCAGCACAAAGGAGAAGAGCUCCCCACCUAUGAGGAGGCCAAAGCUCAUUCCCAGUAUUAUGCUUCACAACGAGGGGGCCAGCAGACUGGGGCAGCCUCAUCUGGUGCACAAGCUGAAGGAGGGCCACACCGAUCUGGUGCCUCUGAUGCCAGCAGUAAACACCAGGAUGAGUCGCUGAAAGAGUUGAAACAUGGACACGUGCGGUCACUAAGUGAGCGGCUCCUGCAGAUGUCACUUGAGAGGAAUGGUGCCAAAGCUCAGAACCACAUGAGUUCCUCUCACAGCUAUCCUCAGCUAUCUAGGCACCACCAGCUCUCUGUCUCCCGGGGGAAGCCCUCCGAGGCUCCUGAGUCUGGUGGCCCUCCUCCAGAAUAUCCCUAUCUAAUCCCUCCACAAGAAGCAACAAGUGGUUACCUUGUAGACUCCAGGCACCACUACAGAGAAGGUCCAGGAUUUCAACAUCCUGAAAUCAGGGUGAUGCAGCCCCAGAUGUCCCAAGCUUUCCUGCCACAACAGGCUACACUGUGCCACAGCCCUCUUGCAUCAUUGUCUUCAAUGGGUAUGGAGGCCUUUAUAUCUGCUCAGGCUGCUUCUGCCAGUAACCAUUUAUCCCAGAUGGAAGUUGUACUGAUAGAAAAUGAGAAGAUGCUGAGAGAGAAUGAGAAGCUUCAGAGGCAAAAUGAGUUACUGCGGCGGGAAUUGGAAAGCUACAGUGAAAAAGCCAACCGAAUCCAAAAGCUGGAAACAGAGAUCCAGCGAAUUUCAGAAGAUUAUGAAAACCUAAUGAAAGCAUCUUCUAAGCGAGAGGCAUUGGAGAAAGCCAUGAGGAACAAGAAGGAUGGGGAGAUGCGCCGGUUGCAGGACUUCAACCGGGAUCUGAAAGAGCGUUUGGAGUCAGCAAACAAGCAACUGGCCAGCCGGGCACAGGAAAACCAAGAUGGUAACCAAGGGACAAUGGCAAAGCUGGUUGCCCAGAACUAUGAGUACCAACAAGAAAGAGAAAAGCUACAGUGUGAAAUUGGACGACUGCAUAGUGCCAACGAUGACCAACGUCGGCGGGCAGAACUGCUAGAACAGGCACUGAGCAGUGCCCAGGCACGGGCAGCCAAAACAGAGGAUGAGCUACGGAAAAAGCGAGCAUAUGUGGAGAAAGUUGAAAGAUUGCAACAGGCACUGGCCCAGCUCCAGGCAGCCUGUGAGAAAAGGGAGCAGUUGGAAAUGCGUCUCCGCACUCGCCUAGAGCAAGAGCUGAAGAUGCUGAGGGCUCAGCAGAGACAGAUGGGAGUGCCUGGUGGAGGAUCCCCUGAGUUGAAUGCCCACAUGCUUUCUGAACAGCUGAGGGAAAGGGAGGAGAAGAUUCUAGCCCUGGAGGCUGACAUGACCAAGUGGGAGCAGAAGUACCUAGAAGAGUGUACCAUGAGACAGUUUGCCAUGGAUGCUGCUGCCACGGCUGCUGCCCAGCGGGACACCACCAUUAUCAAUCACUCCCCGCGCCAGUCCCCCAACAGCAGCUUUGAUGAGGAUCUUUUGCUGGCAAACCACAAGCACCAGGAGAUGGAGAACAGGUUAAAAGAACUUCAUGCUCUAAUACUUGAGAAGGAUGCUGUCAUCAAAGUCUUGAAGCAGCGCUCUCGUAAAGAUCCCAGUAAGGCUCACCAGGGCUCCCUGAGACCUGCCAAAUCAGUGCCAUCCAUCUUCACAGCCUUUGGUGCCCAGUACUGGCCAAGCACCUCUUCCAGUGAAAGUGGCUCUCAAAGCAACCCAGCUCCCAAGGCCUCAGCAGAAGUAAGCAUCCCAUCAACUUGUGUCCCUUUCCAUACCAAACAUGGCAGUAAAGAUGGGAGUACCCAGACUGAAGGCUUGCCUGAGAACACCCAGUUUGACAAGACUGAGUCCUGUCUUGAAACCAGCAGCAGUGCUGCAAAUUCCCUAGAGACUUUGCCAGCUGCUAAAGCCCUGGAUCUGUCAGACAUGGUGGAGAUUCUUAUCUGAAGGACAGAGAUUCCUCUGUACACAUCAUGUUCCUGAACCUAGCCACUCUUCUGUGCCUUAGCAGAUUGCUGCCUUAUCAGGGGGACAGUAACUAAUGACAGAGCAAAGACUGAGGAACUCUUCCAGCAACUGGAACAGACUGUGGAGCAUGGGACAAAGACUUAGCAAGAUGGACUGGAGGAGAAACAUGGAUAUGUGAUAUGAAGCCUCAAUUGCAAUAUGUCUCCUUUGGACAGUGGGUGCCCACUAUACCCCAGAACAGAUUUCUUCCUUCCUGCAGCAAACUGUACAGCAGCUGGAGCAUUGUGCAUGGAAAUAAUGUUGGCCUAAAGACAGCUGCUCCACUUGUCCUUUGCUGCUAGUUUUCCCAAGAGAUGGGAGCACAAACUGGGGAGCCAAGUGGGAUUCAUGCACCACCAAGCUGUGGCCCUGCAGAGGGCAACAUGUUGGGUUAGAGUCCUGGAAGAAAAAAUAGAUGCCUCAUUUUGGUUGGCUCCUGGCAGGUACCUGGACCUAAAAUGUAAGCUAUUGUAUGCAAAGGGGGUUUAUCUGGUGCUGGAGUGGUUAAAAAAUUCCCUGUACCAUCUCUUUCCCCCAAAUCCACCUGUCAUCUCCCAAGAAGGAGAGACCACUGUAGAUACUGGGGAUUUAACACAAUAUCUUCCAUUGUCUGGAUGAUAGCAUAUGGCUUGCCAUUGGUACUGAGGAAAGGGGGAGAGAGGGAAAUCAAGGAGAUGUGGCCACAUCUAUUUUUAUUUUUGUAAAUAAUAUCUCUAAAUAUAAGCCUAAUAGUAAUCAACAUUUCAGUCACAGUCCUUCUGCUUUGCACUUUUCCUCUCCCUUUCUGAUAAUUUGCAGUAGAUCUGCUUGUUCUCUCUAUUCGUUCCAUGAAAACUAUUCCCCCGUCUUGUUUUCAGAAUUCUCUAGUGUUUGCUUUUUCUUUUCCUUCAUUUCAUAUCCUGUUUGUCCACAGUUAAAUAUCCGCCUUCAGAGUCCUUCAGAUUCCAUUUCCUUUGAAGCAAUUUCCCAUGAUGCUUCAGACUGGAAUUUCCCUCCUCUGUGUUUGAACAGCAGCCACAGAACAAGCCAGGCAUUUCUGUUCAUGUGUGUGUUGACUGUUUUUCAAGCUGCCUCCUUUUAAACUGGAUGCAUCCCUAUGUGGUGUAGAUCAGCACAGCUGUAUUGGAAUGAAUUACUCUGUUUCCCCAGCUGGUGUAACACUGGGGUCAUUCCAAAAGCAGGGAAAACCAUCUGGUCCAAAGCAGAUUCAGGACUGGGCUUCUUUCUGACAUGAAGUGUCGUGAUUUAAAGAGGACUUGAAGAGCAAAUUGGAAACUAUACUAAGAGAGAGUGGGUGAAAUAUGGCACAGUAUGUGUGUGGGGGUUUGUGUUGAGGUGGUGUGUUUGUGAAUUGAAGACAUGUGGCCAAGAAGUGGAAGUAGUUUUUUCCCUAAAAUGAUAAAGGGCAUUUGUGGGAAUGAUGAGAAUGAAUAUGGAUGUGCAAAACAGCUUUAUAUAUCAGAAGUGUCUCUUCUUUUAAGGCAGACUACUCCUCGGUAAGAUAUCAAUUGCAGGCACAUCUCUCCCUUUCCAUGGAACCACUCCAAAAUCUGCAGUAGAAAUCCUUUUACACUCCCCUGCCUACUGACAGCUGGCUUCUGACAGUAGCCUACUUUGAUGCGAGUUCACUAUGGACUCCAGCAACUCUUUUUCUGUCUUCACACACUUUCAUCCCUCUCCUGGACCCCCAUCUGUGUUAAACAGUGCAUUUGCUGGACAACUGCAUUUUUUAAAAAAAAAAAUGGGAAAUAUCCCUCCAUAAAUAAUGUAAAAAAGGGGUUCAGUUAUUGUGCAUUGUUUACAAAGUGAAAACAAAGCAAAAAAGUUACAAGAGAGAAAGACACAGCUUAAUAUAUUUCAUAUUAAUAUUUGGUAUUCUUUUAAAAAUAUUUUUGUGCUGUGAACUUUUUUUUCUGCCAAAGACAGGGGUGUUUUCUUUUUUGGUGCAUUUUAAGUUAUCUCAGAUAUUUAAAUGUAAACAUGACUGUUUUAUUAUGCCGCCCUAUACCGAGAUUGCUGUAGCAUUCCACUUGGUAUAACAAUAUUUUAAUUAAAUAAUUUUUGUCUAA
Messenger RNA from Sceloporus undulatus (fence lizard), 4821 nucleotides. RefSeq names its product angiomotin like 2 (gene AMOTL2). The transcript is spliced from 10 exons. Gene Ontology annotation, cellular component: cytoplasmic vesicle; bicellular tight junction; plasma membrane. The record is from RefSeq and is a predicted model, not a curated record. Bases 410 to 2692 code for a protein of 760 amino acids. Gene Ontology annotation, biological process: establishment of cell polarity involved in ameboidal cell migration; hippo signaling; angiogenesis. Lineage: Eukaryota; Metazoa; Chordata; Lepidosauria; Squamata; Phrynosomatidae.